Ctenopharyngodon idella (grass carp) is the source of this 5349-nucleotide messenger RNA. It is a transcript of the gene unc119b, whose product is annotated as unc-119 homolog 1. The coding region runs from base 476 to 1210 and encodes 244 amino acids. NCBI's taxonomy places the organism in Eukaryota, Metazoa, Chordata, Actinopteri, Cypriniformes, Xenocyprididae. Gene Ontology annotation, biological process: lipoprotein transport; cilium assembly; nervous system development. The record is from RefSeq and is a predicted model, not a curated record. Gene Ontology annotation, molecular function: lipid binding. The transcript is spliced from 5 exons. Gene Ontology annotation, cellular component: cilium.
AAGGAAACAAACAAUCAAAAAUGUUAAAAGAUAAAAUGAAUGAAAAAAAAAAAAAAUUAUUUAAUAAGAAAACCAAAAAUAUUAACACAAGAUGGCAUUCAAAAUACAACAAACUUGCUCAUAAUAACGGGCACAGAGAAAAUGAGAUGAAAUGGAUAGAAGAAAGAGGCUAAGUACUUAAAAUAAAAUCAUAGUAAAAAAAUAACUGCACUGGCUCAAAAGAAUAAUAACCUUCUAAACACAAAACAGUUUUUUAAUAAACUGACGUGAGCUGAUUGGGAAGACUUGAAAAAAGUAAACAGAAUUAAUAGUAACCAUAGCAACUUUCGAACGCGUUCAGCCAAUCAGAGCGCAGUCCUGUCGGCGUAGGUUCUCCAUAGUGACGCGCUACGCCAUCUUGCAUUCAGCAAGCGUCGAGCUCAGUAUAGAGACGCAGUUUGCGCUUCGUCGCUACACCAAGUGAAAUUUCGGAGAGAUGAACAGUCAGAGCUCCCGCAACGAAACGGCAACCGCCGCCGUUAACGGCUCGGAUUCAACGGCGGCGGCUUCCCGAGACCGCAAAACCGGAGGCGGCGUUCUGAAAAGGCUGAAAUCGCGACGAAAUCAAGCGGACCGACGGCCUGUAACGGAGGAAGAACUGCGGGCGCUGGGGAGAGACAUCACUCCGGAUGAAGUUUUGGGACUCCGCGCAGUCACUCGUGAUUAUCUUUGUAAACCAGAGGACAACAUCUUCAACAUUGACUUCACACGCUUUAAGAUCAGAGACCUGGAAACGGGGACUGUCCUUUUUGAGAUUGCCAAACCACCACACUGUGACCUCGAUGAGGAGGAUGAGGAAAAUGGAGAGGUUGACACCAGUGCCGGGCGUUUCGUUCGCUACCAGUUCACACCGGCGUUCCUUAAGUUACGCACAGUCGGAGCCACUGUUGAGUUCACAGUUGGCGAUCGACCUGUUACCAAUUUCAGAAUGAUUGAGAGGCAUUAUUUUCAAGACCGCCUCCUGAAGAAUUUUGACUUUGACUUCGGCUUCUGUAUCCCGAACAGUCGGAACACGUGCGAACAUAUUUACGAGUUUCCUCAACUCCCAGAUGACCUCAUACGAUUGAUGAUUGAACACCCGUAUGAGACCAGAUCAGACAGCUUCUACUUUGUGGACAACAAACUCAUCAUGCACAACAAGGCAGACUACGCUUACAACGGGGGUCAGUAGUGCCGCUUCAGCAGGAAACCUGACGAUAGCUUGUUGGAGUGACCGUGUGGUUUCGCUUGAAAAGUGUUUGUGUGGAAUGCAAAUACAGGACUGUCCCUCGCUACCAACAACACACAGUGUUGUCACCAGCAUUAUGAUCCCGCCCAACUGGAAAUAACCAUUCCUUCUAUGAAGUUCCUGCAUUCCACAGACUGCACGCACUACUUGUGAGUUUGGCCAAAAAAGCGGAGCCUUUCUCCUCCGCCACACUCUACUAGCCGGAACUGAAGAAUUCCUGUCCUGUCAUCCUGCUUUAGGGCGACUACAAUAGAGGAGUUUUUGUUUUGUUACUUUUGUUCUCUUACGUCCUGUGCCCACCACCUUGUGUCUUGUUUUGUGAGAUUUUUAAAGCUCCGAAGUCCUAUUACCAAACUGAAUCUUGAAUAUCUGAAUAGGGUCUUUCUAUGCUACAGCUUUAUUCAAAUGUGCUAAAAUGAAGCGAUCCUGCCACAUACAUCUUUGGUUAUUAAACAAAAAGAGGGUUUUUGUACAGAUUUGCAGUUGUUGAAGUUCAUUAAAGGGGCAGAACGACAUUAUUAGGGUUAAUCAUCACUUAGAUUACAACGUGAUCAGGGUUAGUAUGUCCAGUUAAAGAGGAUGUGAUCUGUUUUUUAUAACCAUAACCCCAAGGGGGCAUUUACACGACACCGGUUUCAACAAAAACUGAAAACUUUUAAUGUGUUUUGGCCAUUCAUUUAUUUACAUGACAAUGGUGUUUUGCGGGCCUGAAAAUGCAAACAUUUGAAAACGUGUUUCAACGUUUUUGAAAAUGGUACCAUUAUUGUCUCCAUGUAAACUACAAAAACGCAAAUUUGUGAAAACAGUGACAUGCGCAUGCAUAUUACGUGUUCAGUCUUUAGGCGCGUAGUAUUUCUUUACAAAGUGACAUCGCCAACUACUGGCCUGGCAGCAGAAUACAGCGCUUUUAGUCGUUUUCGCGGAUCUGUGUGAACGGGGAUGGUUUUUACAAUCUUGUCUGUACAUGAAAAAAAGCAAAGGAAAAACUUUUUUAGUUUUUUCGUACAUCGUUGACGUGUAAACAUACCCUAAACAUACCCUAAAACAGUUGACAAGUUGCAGUGUUUUGUUUAACUACACUACCGUUCAAAAAUUUGGGGUCAGUAAGAUUUUUUUUUUUUUUUUUUUUAUUAUAAAAGAAGCCACUUAUACUCAUCAAGGCUGCAUGUAUUUGAUCAAAAAUAAAGUAAUAUUGUGAAAUAUUAUUACAAUUUAAAAUAACUUUCUAUUUGAAUAUAUUUUAAAAUAUUUUAUUCCUUAUAGAAAAGCAGAAUUUUCUGCAUCAUUACUCGUCUUCAGUGUCACAUGAUCCUUCAGAAAUCAUCUAAUAUGCUGAUUUGAUGCUCAAGAAACAUUUCUUAUAAUCCAUGUCGAAAACAGUUGUGCUGCUUAAUAUUUUUAUAGUAAAAAAUAGUAUAGAUCCUUGAUGAAUAGAAAGUUCAAAAGAACACCAUUUAUGUGAAAAACUUCUGUAACAUUAUGAAUGUAUUUACUGUCACUUUUGAGCAAUUGAAUGCAUCCUUGCUGAAUAAAAGUAGUUUUUUUUUUGUUUGUUUUUUUUAAGAAAUUAAUAACCCCAAAAUUUUCAACCUCAAACUGACCACUGAUCACACACAUUUUAUAAUGUACUUUGUUUUAUUUUGUCUAACUGCUUUACGUCAAGUCUUUCUGGCUGAAAACAAAAGUGGACUAGUUGUGUAGUUUCAGUCCUGUAGGAAUCUGGAAUGGAUCUGGUCGUUGGGCAUCUGUCUUUGUCAUGUACGAGGCGAGGGUUUUUGAUGUCAGGAUCAGCUGUGCAUACAGAAACCAUGUUUUUACUCGUGUCACACACAGAAAGGGAUGGGAUUCCCAACAUGGUGUCCUUGUGCACCUUUCAAGCUGUUUAGCCUCUAUCAGAGCUUUGAUGUUUAUCUGCUUUGAUCUAAUUCAGCAUGAUGUUUAAUAGUGGUUGUGAAUUAGGCGAUGUGAUUGGCUGAAAAACUAAAUUAAAAAAGCUUCUGGAUACCCAUCAAGAAAUGCCUAACUUUACAUAUUUAAUCAAUCUUAAUUUGAUUUGAUUAGCUCAUGAUCAAAGCAAAUUAUGUGAAGGUUGCAGAAAUACCCAUUGUUAUUCAUUCACGAAGUCAAUCAUAAAUCCAAUCACAAACAAGUCACUUAUCAGCCGAAAGGUGACUUUCUUACAUUUUUAAGUGUCCUUAAAUGAGAGAAGUUGUAAUAUUGGCUAAAGGACCCAUGUUUGUGAAGUAUUUGUGGUUGCAUGUCUGUCUGAUGCCUUAUACUCGUGCUGUUUACAAUUGGUAGUACCUAUAGGGCUGGGUUAUGUUAAUUUCUCGAUUUUAAUCGAUUUAUAAACCCCCAGUGUAUGCUGUUUUCAGUUGAUGCAAAAACAAAACUUCACUAAACAUUUUUCUUAGCCCGUUUUCCCAUCCAAUAAAUUGAAAUAAGCUUUCUUACUUCUGAUAUGAAACAAAGUCUUUUAAAUUCAAAUAAUGCCGCUUUGGCGCUCUUUAAUGUGGUGUAAUCGUUUAACACCUCAGUUAAAGCGAAAAGGCAGUGAUGUACCUGAUGAUGUGUAUACAAGGGAAUCGAAUUAAAUCGAGAUCGAAAUUUAAUCGAAUCGUGAAGUUUGUGUCAAUACCCAGCCCUAACAGGUACCAUCUAUGUGCUGAAAUGCUGUAACCUACAUGGAGUAAUUUACCACACAGAUUUUGAUCCAUAUAUUACCUUUGUUAAACCGUGCACAAGAUAAAAUCUUUUGGUUUUAUUAAUUCUCUCCCCUUUUCAGUGUCCUCAGAUUAUGUUUUAACCCAUUAGAGUUACAAAGAGAUGAUAAAAUGUCUAUUAUUCUUUAAAAUAUUCAGUUGUCACCAAGAUGUGACCUGCCCAUAUUUGGUGGUUUCUUUAUCAUGGACACUAAUGUGUGGAUUUAGUCAUAGAAGCUGAUUUAGGAAUACUGCUCAUGCUUUACAUUUGUUAUGUAAUAUGUCAACUGGAAUACUUUUUGUCUUUUAUUAGCAAUUUACAGGGUUUCUGCGGGUCUUACGUCUUAAUUCACCCUUUCACAAAUUAAGGCCUUAAAAAAAGUCAAAAAAUCUUAAAUUCAUGAAGCCAUGGCAUUAAAUCUUGCAUGCAUUAUGAAAAAUGAACAUCUUCCUUAUUAUUCUUGUCUUGUUUUCCAAUAAAACAAAUCUAAACAUUUUUAAAUCAAAUUAAAUUUGAGAUACAAAUGUAAAAUGUUUUGGAAAAAUUGAACAAAAUCAAGUGAGUUCAUGCUUAAAACAAGACUAAAUAUCUGUCUAUGAGUUAUGAAAACUUUCCUUUGAAUUAAAGGGAUAGUUCACCCCCCACCCCCCCAAAGGAAGACUUUUGGAAGAUUGUCCAAACCAAACAGAUCUCGCCCCCAGUUGACUACCAUAGUAGGAAAAAUAAAUACUUAGUCAAUGUGAGAUCUGUUUGGUUACUGACAUUCUUCCAAAUAUCUUCCUUUGUCUUCAGCAGAACAAAGAAAUUUAUACAGGUUUAGAACAACGUGAAGGAGAGUAAAUAAUGACAAUUUUCAUUUUUGGGUGAACUAUCCCUUUAAGUUCAUUUUUCUGAGCCCAUUAGCAGAUAUUUGUUCUUGUUUUAAAUCAUAAACUCACUUUAUUUUGUUCAGUUUCACAGAAAACAAGACUUCAAGUCUUAAGUUUACCUUCGUAAAACCUGCAGAAUCCCUUUAUUUAUUAUGUCAGAAUGUGUGAUUUUUUUUAUUUUUUUUUUAGUAAAGCCUUGUAUCAGGACUCUUAAAAAGAAGAAAUUCGUAAUGUUAUAUUCUUUGAGCAUUCUACAAAAACGACUUGUUUAGAUAACAGGGACCAUUAAUAUAUAUAUUAAACAAAAAAAUCUUAUCUAGUUAGACUAGCCACAGGUCAUGUUAAUUUAAUCCAUAAGGCAAAUCACCGUGCUCAAGAUUCACUUUUUUCUGCAGGAUUGUAGGAACAUUGUUGAAAAUAGGAAUUCUUGAAAAUGGGUAAUCUUUUCAGAUAUGAAGGGGGUGGGGGGUGAGUGUUCAGAGAAAUAAAUAAAAUACAUUUUAUAAACUU